Messenger RNA from Morus notabilis, 747 nucleotides. RefSeq names its product ras-related protein RABB1c. The record is from RefSeq and is a predicted model, not a curated record. The coding region runs from base 1 to 498 and encodes 165 amino acids. NCBI's taxonomy places the organism in Eukaryota, Viridiplantae, Streptophyta, Magnoliopsida, Rosales, Moraceae. The transcript is spliced from 5 exons. Gene Ontology annotation, molecular function: GTPase activity; GTP binding. Gene Ontology annotation, cellular component: Golgi apparatus.
AUGAACACCAUUGACAAUAAGCCUAUUAAGCUCCAAAUUUGGGACACGGCUGGUCAGGAGUCCUUUAGAUCCAUCACAAGGUCCUACUACAGAGGCGCAGCUGGUGCUUUGCUUGUCUAUGAUAUCACCAGGAGGGAAACUUUCAAUCACUUGGCCAGCUGGCUGGAAGAUGCGAGACAGCAUGCAAAUGCAAACAUGUCAAUAAUGCUAAUUGGUAAUAAGUGUGAUCUUGCUCAUAGAAGGGCUGUUAGCACAGAGGAGGGUGAGCAAUUUGCCAAGGAGCAUGGGUUAAUCUUCAUGGAGGCGUCUGCUAAAACUGCUCAGAAUGUUGAGGAGGCAUUUAUCAAGACUGCUGCUACCAUAUAUAAGAAGAUUCAAGACGGAGUGUUUGAUGUGUCAAAUGAGUCUUACGGGAUAAAGGUUGGAUAUGGUGGAAUCCCUGGACCAUCAGGGGGCAGAGAUGGCUCCUCCUCUCAAGCUGGAGGGUGUUGCGGUUGAAUUGUGACAUCUCAUCUUCUGCGAUGAAGACAAAUCUGUCUAGUUGUGUUGUUUACAUUCUUUAUUAUCUUUUUUCUUUUCUUGGUCUGAAUAUUACGACUUGCUUUCUAAUGCUUUAAAGAAACGAAAAAAAAAAAAUGUACAAUUCUUCUUGAUGUCUUUUCUAUUUGAUUGUAAAUCUAACACUUGUUUGAUUCAUAAGUAGAUCUGUUUGGAUUGGAUGGAAUUGCAUCUUGUGAUUUGUGACUA